CAGAGCAAUGGCGCUGUCACGGGUCAGUAACGAAAUGCAUGGAGCCUUGGUCGGCUCUCAGCAGGCCCCUCUGUAAAGGUGUGUGUUUGUGCGUGUGUCUACAGCGCUUGAGGACAGACAGACGAGAAAAGCGCCCCAUUAACGGUCCCAGUUUCAUAACUGCAUUCGUUUGAGGACUGCUCCCGGGUUGAAAACGUACCUCGUGUACAUCGUGCUUGUGCGGAAUUACUAUACCCCCGACUACGGCCAGCGUAUAGUGCUCUCGGAUAAAUUAUAGAUCUACUGCUGUUGCAACACCCCGAACUGCAGCGCACUGCUCGUCAGCAUUUCUGAGCUACGAUUUCUACACCAGCAAGAGCUGACUCUAUUGGACUUACUUGAAUAAGAAGUUAACUGAAGUAAGGGCGCCAACUGGCAGGCGCUUUGCACCAUGGGAGUGCUAGGCCAGACUUUACUUCUGCUAUGGAAGAACUUGAUUUUGCGGGUUCGGUAUCCUGGAGUCCUGGUGCUGGAGAUACUAUGGCCGAUCCUUAUCGUGGGCAUUGUGGCUAUCAUGAGACUUGGAGUACCACCUUUCCGGGUGGGCAACUGCCAUUACCAAGCACGAGCCUUGCCCAGCGCCGGGCUGGUGCCGUUCUUACAGACGUACAUCUGCAAUCUGGACAACCACUGCUAUGCGACCCCUAACCACCUGGAGUAUGUCGACUACACAGCCAACAGUUUCAGUAAAAUGACGCAGGAUCUUGGGCCCUACUUCUCGUCCCCUGAAGUGCUGGAUGUACUGGCUGUGUCCAACAAGAGUGCUACUGUCUUUAUGACCAUGAAAAAUGUUUUGGGAGACAAAAAGCUCAUUGAUGAUCUAGCUGCUAAACAUUGCUGGCAUGCCUGCAUUCCGGAUUGUUGCCUGCGAUCCCGAGAAGCUGGGCUCCUACAUCAAGGUUUCUAAUCAGUCCGACAUCGCUCUCGUGUCUGCUUCGCUGUGCGGCAUUGAGGAAACCAAGUUACCCGACUUGGUCAAUCAAGUACUGAGACAAGUCAACGUCACUGCCAUCAUAAACUCCCUGAAGCUAGUUGAAGGCCUGAAGGCCAACAUGGGGGCAGAGUCUCUGGAAACCAUCCUGGACAGUGUGGCUGACAUGUUUGAGCUGGUCAUGUCCUCCGACUCACUCAUUCCUGUUCUUGUCAACUUUGCUGGGACGCCUGACAUCACAGACUUGAUCCGCCAAAUCCCCAGCUGGGUGAACGGAUUCACUGAUUUGAGCACUAGCCUUGCUUCCAUUCAAGGUGUUGUUGAUAGUCUGGAGCCUCUGAUGAAGACUGUAGGAGCCAAUGAUUCACCAAUAUGGCUUACUGUGAAGUCUGUUGCUGAGCUGGGACUAAACAUUAUCAAACUUGGAAGUGGAGAAUGGAAUGGGACUUCUGAGGAAUUUCUGAAGCCAGUGGGUGACCUGAUGUCACACCUGGAGAAUUUGAUAAAAACAGGGGAAGGACAGCAGAUGAUAGUUGUUCUGGACUUUAUCUCCAAGAUUAACUGGCCAAACAUCUAUGACCAGCUUGUUUAUACUGACAAUUUGGAUGACCAGACUGUGAUUCAUCUUUUGGAUUCCUUGGAAGAGAUGUUGCGCCAGUUUCCAGAUUAUGAUGUGGUGCAGAAGAUUUCAAGACUCGCUCAGCACUCACUGGAUGUUGUUUCAAUUCUCAUUGAUAUGUCCACAGACCUAAGAACUUCCCUCAAGAGAACAGUGGAGUCAAGUGAAGGCUUUGCAUCCAAACUCAACCAAAUCCUGAUGCGUGGCCCAGAGGUGACGAAGGCUCUUCUUGAUACCUUCACGCAGCCUCAGGUCCUCAGUGAACUUAUGGUCAACGCCUCCAGCUAUGUGUCCGUUUGUCAUCGUGUCAUGGAAGACGUUAAGCCCAGGCUCCCCUUGGAUGUUUACAUUGAUGUCCGAGACACAUUGUGUGUGGGCGAUAUCGCAGAUGAGAUGACCGUCAUCUUGAAUCAAUUGGGACUGCAUGAUAUUGGAAAUGUGAUCAAUUCUACUGCUGAGACUAUCAUGGGGCUCUAUGACGGUGAUUUUUACGGGAAAACAGUGAAACUCGCCAGUCUCCAUGGUCACGUGAAUCGUUUAUUGAAGGCUUUGGAAAACUAUGAUGUUAUGAAGUGGUCUGAAAUCUUCGAGAACAUGCAAUCAAUUGAUUUCUCUGAUCAAGGCUGGGAGUCUGUCUCAGAUAUGCUCACCACUGAUUAUCUCACCAGAGGCAUACUGGGUGCAUACAGAGGUUUGGGCACUGUGUUGGUUGGGACUCCUGUGUCGAACGAGAUUGCCCCGUACAUCUAUGCCAUGUCUCAGUUCACAAAAUCAGGUUACCAAAUGAUGCAGACUAUGACAACUACCUAUAGCGCUGACUCUUCAAUCACCAAACUGAUAGGACUGAUCACCUCCUACUUACCUGAGUUGGCGACUGGCCUGAAUGAUAUGUGGAAAAACAAUAUGGACAUGAUUUACCAGCUGGCCAGCUCCAGUGAUCCCCUGGGAACAUUUUGCGGCAACAAUUAUCUCGGUCGGAUGAACAUGCCGGCAUAUGUCCCGCUGAUGGAAAUGAACACAACUAUUUGUGAAACUAACUGGCCAGUGGCUAUUCAAGACCUGACACAGUCUAGCAUGGCAAUGCAAACCAUGAUCGAGGAGAUGAUUCGUAUAUUUGAAUCCCCUGAUCCAUCCUUGUAUGACGUGGAAAUGGACUGGAUAGACAUGAUGGAUUACACUGAACGAAUCAUGGAUAUGCUUUCAUCUGGGGACCUGGAAAAUGCUGACUUCACCAUGGGAUACCAGACUCUGAUUGACAACCUGAACUUCACGACUCUUUUCCAGGGAUUGGAGAUUUUUAUGGGAGCUGAAGUCACCAUGGAAGAUCUAGAAAAGGUUGCGGAAAUUUCCUACCGUGUCAUGGAAAACCUGGAGAAGACACAAGGGGACCAGUCUGAGUGGCAAAACGUCAAGACAGCUCUCUUUGUCUUUGACGGCUUUCUGGACUACCAAAUUCAGAUACUGCAAGUUAUGCAAAAUACUGACAGCAUAGAGAACCUACUGAAGACCUAUCCCCCAUCUGUGAGAACCAUGACCAAUCUUCUGGCCAAAGCCUAUCCAGAGCUUGUCCGGCAUCUGCCCAACUUGAUCCUGAAGCCUGAGAUGUUGCUCGACAAAAUAAUCAGGGAUGGAUUUCAAGAGCCAGACUGCCACACUUAUUUGCUGUCGGACUACCUUCUUCUGCCCCCCACUAGCUAUGUCCAUCAACUGGAGCGUUAUAUUUGUUCCCUGGACACAGACCAGCUCCUCAACAAUUUCACUACAUCCCAACCAGAAGCUGGUAUUUUUAUAGACAGGGUGUUCGUUGUCUCAUAUAAUACAUCUCUGAACAUUGUCAUAAACUGGCAAGAGUUGACAUCGAAGACAAUCAGACUUCUAGAGCUUCUUGAAUCAUCCACAAUUCCUGAGACCUUUGACCUGACCCCGUUCAACAUGACCCAGAUUGACCUGUCCUGGCAAGAAUUCUACAGGGCUGCUGAAACGUUACAGAACUACGAUAUGAACAAGAUAACGGAACUGUCGACCAGGAUUCAAUACUUGUUCACGCAGAUGAUUGGUCUAUCAGGAGAUGAUUCGAUGUUGACAAUGGCUCUCAACGCUAACCAGUUUAUCAGCUACCACUUCCUAAAAUUUACCAACACAAUACUCACUGAUUUCAACUCAUCACCAGUGAUUGUCCUCACUGAGUAUUUGAGAAUGGACAACUCGACAGAAUUAGCCAAAAUAAAAGACCUUCUCAUGUCCAGCCCUGACUUCAAUGCUGUGGGUGUUGCAACCUUACAGAGGAUUCUCACCCGGCCAGAUAAGGCUGUUUUCGACAUGGACCUUGGGGUACUGUGUGUGAAUAUCACCCAGUUCUCAGAAGCAUUUGUUGUCCAAGCCAGUUCUCUGGACCCAGCAAUACUCCAGCAAGCAAUCUGUGAGCUCCGCUUCAUAGAUAUCAAUGUGCUCUUGGAAGAACUUGCAACACAUUUGAAUGGUCUAGAGGCAUUUCUUAUUGCGAUGGAUGACCUGUCUCGGGCCAGGACCAGUGCUGACCUCACUGUGGAUCCUGCUGAUCUGAUUGUUGAGUACGAUUUGCUGAAUAAGAAUUUAGAAAAGCUGGUAACGAACCUGCCCACAUUCAUACUAGACAGAGAUAACAAGUUGACAGAUAUGUCAGUCUACGCAGCAGAGUGGGACAAAUUGGACAACAGUCUGCAACAGCUCGGAGCAAAUCUGGAAAACAUGACCUUUUUCUACAACUGGCAGUCGUCUGUAACCAUGCUGGUGUACAGCACAAUGGAAAAAAUCCCGGAACUGAGACAGACUCUUGUCUUCAUCGAAGUCGCUGUCGACCUGAUGCAAAAGCAGCUGGACCAGAUGACAGGUGCUUCACUAGCGGGCAUGAGACAGUACUAUAACACCAACAUAGUGUUAAAUCUUCUGAGUCAAGCCCCAGAGAUGCUGCAGACAGUCAUGUACACAGUUCUGACCCAUCAGGAAAAGCUUGAGAGAUGGCCACAGGCCUUAGAGUCAUGGCCCUCUUUCUGUGGAACCCCAGCUGACCUCAUCUUCACCGUGCCCCCGGGUCUGGCUUUCAGCAUGGCCCAGUUCAAGUCGGAGAUGUGCAAAGUGGACCCUGAAGCCUUUCUGCAGGAGCUCAAUGAAUACCAGGGCACAAACAGACUGAUGUUACUUUUUGAGAACGGGACCCUCCCUGCAGUGAGUUCUGCAGAGGUUCAGGUGAAGUUUGACAAGUUACUCAAGUCCUACACAGAUUACAUCAUGAAUCAGCCGGUCAGUGUUCCAGUGGACCCUUUCUCUCGACUUCUCAACACUACCCUUUGGGAUGAAGUUGGAGCUCGCAUCUCUGUUUGGUCAAGUCAAUCCAUGGACUUCUCCCCACAGGGAAUCUCUGGGAUUGUGUCGAACCUGCUGACCUCACUAGCUCCUGAUGUUGCUAGCACAAUCCUCCCAGUGUAUGACAAAGCCAUCGCUGUCACCAACAUUGUGCUAGAUCAGCUCAUGGAGAUCCUUGACAGCCAAACAUUGGCAGAAGCAUUUAAGGAGUCCCCGAGUCUUCAGUUGCUAGCUGGUUUGCUGGAUGAGCUUCCAGAACUGCUGGAGACUUUAAUCUACACAAACAACUUCGCUCCUCAAAAGCUUUCCACUCAGUUAACUCAAGUGAUGUCAUUUGAGUCAUUCUGUGCCAUCAAUCCUGAUGAUCUGUUUGAAUCACCUCCCAACUCAGUGCCAAAGUGGGACUAUCAGGCAUGGAUGGCUCGGCUCUGUUCUCUCAACAUCUCCAGUUUCAUGGAAGAAAUUGAUGAUAUCGCUUUCACUCGGAAACUUUCUUCAAUUCUGAACGAGACCUACAUGGGCCUGGACAACAUCACAGAGGUUGUACACAAGGCUGAAGACCUUUUCUCCAAGCUUGAAUCAGGCCUCGGCAUGUCUAACCGUUUGUUUGAUCCCGCUGUGUGGGCCCCUGUGGAGAAGCAGCUGACAUCUUGGUCUACGCUCUUUGACUCACCUCUUGGAUUCCUGCAAAGUCAGUUCCUGAACCCGCAGUUACUGUUCCAGUCUCUGUCAGGUGUGCCUGGGAUGACAGAUAUCUUCCGCUACAUGGACGCUGUCAUUGACAUGAUGAUUACGGGCAUGGCACAACUUGAUGGCAGCCUGGCUGAUGCCUUUAAGGACUACAGGACUCUCAGUGUCAUACUCGAUCUACUGAGGGAAGCUCCAGAAAUGAUUGAGACAGUUCUCUACACUACAUGGAGGCAGCCAGAGAAGGUAACAAAGUGGGCCCUAGCUAUGGAGUCAUUCCCAACAUUCUGCAGCACUCCAGUGGACCAGAUUAUGUCCGUGCCCUCAGGCCUUCAGUUCAAUGUGUCCGCCUACAUUGCCAAGCUGUGUACAAUUGACCCUGAUGAACUGAUGCUUGAACUCUCGCAGUACCAAGGAGUCGACAGAUUAACUCGAAUUCUCAUGGGCAACGAUACAUCGACGGUGAAUGUGACAGCUCUUCAGCUCAAAUAUGAACGCUUAAUCAACAUGAGUAUGAACAUUUUUGAAAGCCCAAUAAAUAUGGAUUUGUCAGAUCUUCGGAUUUUAAAUGAAUCCAUUUGGGACGAAGUGGCGGGACGCAUGGAUGGCUGGUUCAAUGACUCUUUGACAGAAUUAAUGUCUGUUGGAGGGGUUGCUAGUAUCUUUGAAGGGCUCUUUGGAGCAUACACACCGGAGGUGAAAGAUGUCUACGACAGACUUGUAGCUGCUGUUGAUGUCCUGGUGGAUGAAGUGUUGGGCAUUCUCAGAGAUUCUUCAUUCCAAGAGGCUUGGGAUGGUGUACCAUCUUUGCAGAAAAUUUUGAGGAUUGCCAACUAUCUCCCAGAAUUUUAUGAGACGCUAGUAUACACAAACCUCUAUUACCCAGAGAAGAUCACUGCAAGACUUGACGUUUUGCGUUCACUGGAAAGCUUCUGUCUGGCACCACCUCAAGAUCUGUUCGAGGUACCUCCUGACUCCAAUUUUAAACUUGAUCAAUGGCUGAUGGAGAUCUGCACAUUGAAUAUCACUGCUGUUGAGGAGGAGAUGGCUCUGUACAGAACAAACAAAGUAUUUAGAGACAUUAUCUCUGGAUACCCUGCUCCCCCUCCUGACGUGCCCUCACUGGUGGUCAAAAUCGAUCGCCUCUUAACUCACCUUGAGAAGGGCAUCCAACUGAAUGACAGGCUGUUUAAUGAAAGCAUCUGGACCUACGUCAACAACCGGGUGGGGUCUUGGUUGUCCACUUCUGACCUGGUCAAUGACCCAGCAGCGUUUUUGAGCAAGCAGCAAAUGUUAUGGGCUCAAGGGUCCAUUUUGUACCUGAUUCGAACAAACAAUACAGAAGCUUUACAUUAUGUUGAUGCUGUUCUAGAUAUCAUUGACGGUUAUACAACGGAUUUGCAAGGGGGCAUCUCAAAUGACUUACCGACCUUGAGAACAAUUCUGAGCUUGGUAGAGCAAGCACCAGAGAUGAUUGAGACUGCCAUGUACACCAUCAUAACACAGCAGCUGAAGACUGCUCGAUGGUCCACCGCUCUGCAGUCUCUGGAUGCCUUCUGUAACACUCCAGUGGAGAGCAUUAUGUCUGUGCCCCCCAACAGUCAGUUUGAUGUUGAGGAUUACAUCCAGCGACUCUGCUCUGUUGACCUUGACAAGCUUGUAAUGGAAAUUAACGACAACCAGGGAUUUGACAGGAUAGCCCAGAUUAUGGAAGGAAAUGGUACCAGCAGCCUCAACAUAACUGCUCUGCUUCUGAAGGCGGAUGACGUGUUCCGCUCUCUGGAUGUUUACUUCCAAGAUCCAAUGACUGCUGUGGGCUUUGACCUCAGAGUGUUUAAUGAGAGUGUCUGGGAGGGGAUUGGUCAAAGAAUAGAGGAGUGGACCAACCAACCUAUGGACUUGGAAACAUUGUUGCCCCAGAUUAUUAAAGGUGGCUUAGAGCAGCUGUUUGGAUCCCUAGCGAUGGACCCCCAGAUGAAGCCAUACUUGGACCAAGCUGUGGCAAUUUCCUCUGUUCUUCUUGAUGAGAUUGCCAUGAUUCUUCAAGCUUCAUCCCUGGAGGAAGCCUUUCAGAAUGUCCCAAGUCUCCGGAAGCUUCUGGAUCUUGCCAACUCAGUUCCAGAGCUGUAUGAGGCUUUUGCCUAUACAAGUGUGUUUGCCCCUCAAAAGUGGUCUCUGCGAGCCAGUUCCUUAACUUCACUUGAGGCUUUCUGCAAAACUAAGCCUGAAGACAUCCUCAGCCUCCCGCCAAACUCCACCUUUGACUUGAAUAACUGGUGGACCAAAUUCUGUGCUCUCAACCUCACAGAAGUGGAGAUGGAACUGGCCAGCUAUAGAACAAGCCGGGACAUCCAACAGAUUCUGACUGGCUCAUCUUCUGUUCCACCAAAUAUUACCUCACUAGUGGACAAACUGGACUCGUUGAUUCAGCGACUCACAUCUCAAGGUGUCAUGUUCAGUGACCGUGUCUUGAACUCCACAGUCUGGGCACAUGUCUACGACAGAUUGAGAGUGUGGAUAACAGAUUUCUCUGCUGACGAUUCUUUGAUAAUGUCUCCAACACCAAUCCUCAGCUCUAUGAAUGAUUUGAUAGAGUCAAACCCAGGGCUGAAAGACGCACUGAAACCACUAGGGCUUCUUGCUGCUGUUUUUGAUGAAAUGUUGGAUGUUGCUCUUAGACUGGAGAACAGAACUGAGUUUGGGGCCGCUGAUAUUGUUGAGGGCUGGUCAAACAUGCAGAAGCUAUUGGACCUCAUCCAGAUGCCAGGUUUUAUAGAUGUGCUUUCAGUAUCAGCUUCAGAGUUCUCAGCAUUGUUCACAGACAUGGCAAACAUCCAAGACUUCUGCAGUCCGGGAACUCCUGCUUCCAAAUAUUUAAAAGCUCCACCAGGAAAAAGUGUGGAUUUGUCAAAGUUGCAAGUUGCAUUUUGUAGCAUCAAUUUCACUGCCUUCAUGGAUGACUUUGAUGCUUUUUUCAACACUCAAAAUCUUGAUUCAAUUGCAAAUGGUGCGGAGGACUUUGAUUGGAGCCAGCUCAGUGUCAAGCUGAUCCGUGUGAACAGCAUGGUGGACCGAUGGGUGAAAAACCCACCUCAAUUUUUGCUGCCCCCUGACUGGCAGCGUACCACAUAUUGGGAGCAGCUUCUAGAGACAGUGCUCCAGCAGACAGAAGAUAUGAGUAGCUUGAGAAACCAAAUUGAAAGCAUCAUUAAACAGUUGCAACCCAUUUUGGCUAUGGAUGGAUUUAGAGAGACUGGACUUGUCCUCAACUCAAUUUUGGACAUCUUGAAUGAAAAUAUUCUGUCCAUGCAAAAUGCUACCUACACUCUGGGCAACGCAGUGAAGAAGAUUCCAGCUCUAAAAGACCUGUUCUAUUCCCUUGGACUAGAUUCAAGCUUCCUGGAAGCUGUUCUCAUGGCGCCAAUUAAGAAUGCAACUCUUGUGGCAGAAAUGUUCCUCUCUGAAGAUUUCAUGACAGAAUUUUGUGUCACCAAUAAAUGGAAUGAGUUUUUGGAUCUCCCAGCCAAUUUUGACACAACAUCCUUGUACAGCGCUAUUUGUUCAGGCAAUGCAGAUGUUUUACUUUCAAACUUGACAAACACUUUCAAUCUAAACUCUAUGGUUGCUGCUUUGAGGGACAGCAAGGCACAUGCUGACUGGGAUCAGGUGGCUGAUAAAAUUCUCACUCUGAUCGACAAUUUGGAAGCUCUGAUGAAAAACCCUCCCGUGUUUACCUCAGACGCCACCCUUGAUGCUGUCAUCAGCAGCUACAGUGAUACAGACAGACUGUGGAAGAUGCUCUCUGCUCUCUCAGCUUUAGAAUCUGGUAUGGAUCCUGCCCUAGAAGGCACUGUUGGAGGUAUCUUUAGAAUUGGAGAUGCUCUUCUGAACUACCUGAAUCAGUUGAUGGCUCGUCUACAGCUGCAAAAUGGAAGGCUUGAUCUUGCCGCAUUGUUCAAGGAUGUACCUGAGGUGGUUGCCAUCAUUGAUGGCUUCCUGAGUCUGGAACCUGAUCCCAUCACUGGGCUCCUGGCUGUUCAGUUGGAUGCCUCUAAGGCUCAGCAAUGGAUAGCUGCAACUACUGACCCCUCACGUCUCACGAAGCUCUUCUGUGAUGAAUCAGAGUUCAGAAAACUGUUCAAAGUCAAGCCCGGAUUCAAUGUCACGGAACUGCUGAAUUCACUCUGUGGUAUGAAUUUUGAUACUGUUGCAGAGAAACUAGCAUCCUCUUUCAACAUCAUGGAUUUGGAGGAAAAACUGAUGAAUUCCUUUAACAGUACAAGUCCAUUUAACUCGGAGGAAUUUAUGAGGAACAUUGACUCACUGAUAUCAAAGAUUGAAAACCUGACUCAGGUAGAUUACAUCAUGUUUGGUGACCAUGAUCUUGAAAAUGUCUUGAUGGUCAACGAGUCACGUCUGAUGGAACUGUUGACUGAUGAUUGUACAGCCGAUUGUUUACUGGACAGCUUCACUAAGAACUACCUGAGCAUUACUACUUCCAUACUAAAUGAUGUACUCAGAGGAAUGAGCAAUGUUACCGAAGUCAAGACGUUGAAUUUUGCUCUGCGUUUCAUACGGUUGUACCUACAGAAUUUCAAUGCAUUCCUGACAUCAAUUGAAGGUCAACCAAUAAACCUGGCAGUCUUGCUGAAUAACACAGAGGUUGGAAAGAUCAUCAAACCAAUCCUGGCUGAUCCAAACAUCCUCAAUAAAAUUCUCAGCGCAGAAGUUGAUGUCAAGGAAUUGUCUCGUGUGAUGAGAACUUCCAACCCUGUAGAUGUCCUGUGUGGAGAUGGUCUAUGGUCAGUUGUCAAAGUGGCUGUGAGCGAGAGGCAGUCUCUCCAAGAGCUUCAGUCUCAGACUUGCACUUCUAACCAAACAGAGUUGCUGUGGCAGUCUAUCAUGUUACAGGCAAAUGGUUAUGAGAUUUAUCGUCAGAUGGAGGUCAUCCAGAAGGAACUAGAGGAAGGGAGAAGCAGUUUGGACAGCCUUGCCACUGGUCAGGAAAUGGAGAAAUUUGUGAACCUCUUGACCACCAUCAUCAACCAAUACUUGGACGGCAGCCGCUCUAUCGAGGACCUACUGGACCUGAAGAGCUUCCAGGACUCCCUGUCAAGAGCUGAGACUCAGCUGGCUCGGACACUGAUGGAUCAAGCAGCAAAGUGGUCUUUGGACAUCACUGACAUUCUCCUGCCCUCUGUGCUGGACCAAGGCACAUACCAGAACGUUGCAAAGACCAUCAACUCGGCCAAUGUGCUCAUGGAUGUGGCAAUAGAGCAUCUCAAAGCUAUACAAAGUGGCUCGAUUAGUGUUUCCACUUUGUUGAACAAUGCUGAUGGCUUGGCACAGCUCAUAGAGGCAUACAUGCGAAUGGGAAAGAACAUUGCCCAAGCAUGGCUCAACAACGAAAUUGAUCUUGCAAAGCUGAUUGGACUCUUCCAAGAUAUGGACAGGACUGGGGUGUUAUGUGGUCAGCCUGGGGGAGUGGCCGCAGAACUGACAGGCCAGCCCACUCCUAGCAACACCGUGAAAGACGUGUCCACAGUCAUCUGCUCUACCGUCACAGACACUGUCAUGUCAGAGAUUGAGAACUUUGUGGAUUAUGACAAGUUGCGGGCUCAGCUGACAGAGAUUUGGAGCAACUCAAGCAUCACUCCCGACAUUACUGGCUUCUCACAAAAUGUUCAAGAGUUUGCUUCAGUUGUAGAGGCAAUAGCCAACUCAUCACUUGCAGUCAGCUCAAAACUCCAGGACCUUUUUGAUUUCUCCCAAACUUUGAACUACCUGGAAGACAUUGCUACAAACCCUGCACAAAUUUUCCGGCUCCUUCAGCUGGCUGGCCUUGCACUGGAAGGUCCUCUGCAACAGGAGCCAGAAGCCAUGGAGAUCAUGUCUGCACUGAACACUUUUGCUGUAAUGCCCAUUGUGGAUAUUCUAGAGGCUCUAAAAGCAAAUGGCAUGACUCUAGAAACGAUUGUGCAAGACCCUGAGAGCUUGUUGAAUCUUGCUUCUACUCUGCUCGAUUUUGACCUUCAUUACUCAGUGAUUGAAACUGUCUACCUAUCCUCACAGGUGAAGCGUUUGGAAGCCAACAUUGGAGAUAUCUGCAGAAAUGUGAUAAGUACAGAACCAGUGCACUCAAAUUCAAAUUUGACCGUUGGAGAUGUAUUCUGCUCCCUUCAACCUUCCAAGUGGCUACCAAAGUUGAAAGAAGCAGGACUCUCACAAGCAGAAAUCAUUCUGUUAUUUGAGAAGAUAUCGUCUCUGAAUGGAAGGUCAUCAUCUGACCCUAUGCCUGAUCAGUCAGUUGGUUGGGUGGAGCUAAUGGCUAACCUGGAGCGUUUGACUUCCCUUUUGACUCUUAAAAAGGUUGACCAAUCUAGUCUGACUUAUGUGAGAACAACAUGGGAUGCGGUCAAAGACAUACUGUUUGACAAGACUCUGGAGAGUGGCCUGUCGUACCUGCAAGUUGCAGAGGCAAUGACUGCACCCUCUGAUGACUGGAUCAGAUUCAAGCAAUUUUUGCGAUUCACAUCAUCUUCUUUGGACUUCAUCAGCAACAACAUUGAUCAUAUUAAUAAAAAUGCAAGCGUACGUCUGUCAGAUGUCCUGCCUGAUUCCAACAGAGUUUCAUCCCUUAUUAACAACGUUUUUGGGACUUCAAAUUCAGCAGAGGUGUUAACUGCAAGCAUCAACCCCGCCCUGUUUUACCAAUUUUCCCUGACUGACUCAUGGGACCUGAUCUGCAAAGGAAACUCUUUGCUGAGUACCUAUUUCAGCUUCCCUCAAGGAACGGAUGUGACUCGGAUCCAAGAGCACUUGUGCCAGGCGGUGGAGCAGAGGUCUUCCAGUUUCCUUGAGUUCCUGUCUCUGUUCAGAGCUGGUGACGUGCUGCUUCAACUUGACAUGCUAUUGAACAGCCAGUUCAACGAGAGCAGUCGCGUGUCAGUGUGGGAGGCGUUUCAUUCCUCAGUCUUGCGGCUCAUCGACAUGGGAGAACAGCUGCAGUAUGCUCAGAUGGACGAGGGUUCGGUCAUGACGUGGUUAACACCAGUGCUGAACACUCUCACCUCUUUACAAAGUGCAGAAAGCUCACAAGUGGUGACGUUGUGCAACUCAAUGAUCCUGUAUAUGAACAACACUCAAACGUUCCUGGAAGCCAGACCUUUGUUGGCCAGAAUCAUCACGGCCACAAAACUCCUAACAGAUCUGGUCCACUUAGUUCCAGAAAUGGAUGAACUGGUUUGUGCUUUGAUGAGUGGAAACAAAAUUGACAUUAUUGCAGCAGCAAAUUAUCUUGAUUCCCUUGGCAUCUUUGACAGCAUCACCGAGUUUGUCGAGGAGUUUGUCAACCCUCCGUCUACGCUGGACUGUUCAGCCCCACUGGAAACCAGCACUAGCUUGACCUGGCUUGUCAACCUCACAGCCACAGGCCAAGGUCUUGAUGUCAACAAACUGAUGCAGUGCACCGACCACAGUGAAGCCAAAUUCAGACAUCUUCUCUCUUCUUUCAGCGAGAGCAUGGACCUUAUCAAGGACCUGGUAACUGUGAUGCAAAUGCCUGCAUUGAGGAAAUUGUUGAAUGGUCCAGAUAUGGCUCCGUUCUUUGAGUUCAUCUUUGACUCAGUGCAAGAGAGUAACAACCAUAUGCUUCUAUACCUAAGACAGCUCUUCAGUGACCCAACACAAGCUGCAGAUUAUCUUCGUGAUAAACUGGGAUUUUCUCAAGAUAUGGUUGAUGCUUUUGUGAAUGCCACUGUCAACAGCAAUUGGGCUUAUCUGUUUGACCAGCCCACACAAACAUUGGUGGGAUUGAUGUGCAGCCCGGAUCAGCUGUCUAGUGUGCUGCAGCUGCCAAAAUAUGCUUCUGUCAACAUAAGUGAAGUCAGCCAACUGCUGUGUACUAGUGACAUUAUUGAUACUGUGGAAUUCAUGAAAAAUGUUUCACACAGUAAUUCAGAUAUUGCUGAAUUACUGUCAAAGAAUUCCAAGGAUGUAGCAGAACUGAUUAAGCGACUAACAAUGGAAGUGGUCACUAUGAUAGACAGUUUUCAGGAUAUCAUCCAGCUAACUUCAACAGUCUUCAGUGGUCUGGACAUCGACAGUUUAACGCAGAACUUGGAUGUGGUUGAUAAGAUCAUCGAGAACAAUGAUUUUGUAAGACUGGCACAAAGUCUGAGGAACAUAUUGGAUGACAUAAGGCAGUUGGUGCCCCAAGGCAUUGGUUACACCAUCGUUAAUGACAUUGAACGCAUCAUAGAUGGUAUCAUGGGUCUGGACAUCCUCCAAAAUGCAUUCUUAAAUGAAAUUAAAAUCAAAGACCUUGUCAAAGAUCCAGAUUACCUCAAGAAUUAUUUGAGCAACAGUGUUGGCCUUGAUGAAACAGAUGUGGACGCAAUAAUGGAUGGAAGAUUCAAACUCAAACUGCUGACUGAAGUGGAAGACAUGAAGGCAUACACUUGUGAUGAAGUCGUCGACAAACUCGUCAUUCUCAACAGCACAGAGGCGACUCUCAGGGAAAUCCGUGCCUCUUUCUGCUCCCUCAGUGAUGACCAGCUAGUGAACUUGCUAAAAGCUUUGACUCCAUAUUUGGACAUUGGUGAUUUGGUGACUAAAUAUGUGCAUCACAUGGAUACGGCUUUCUUUGAGUCGACCAACAUUACCAAAAGUGAACUGGAUGACAUGGUGGAGAAAAUUGAUAGGGGUCAAGUAGUACUUCGGACAGCCUCUGACAUCAUCAUGUCAGCUCCAAACGGGUCAUCAGUGUUGAAUGCGUUUUCAGUAGGCAGUACAAGUGCUCUCGUCAGCUUGGAGAACUUGACCCCGGCAAUGUGUGGACGGCAGGUGGAUGACAUCUUUGACAUGGACUAUGAUCCAGGAGUGAUAGUGUCCACCUCUGAAGAUCUUGAACAGGGGAUGGAAGGCGAUAUCAAUGACGACAUUGACGAUCUUCCAAAUGAGUUCUGUGUGCAGAUGUACAACACCAUCCGCCAGUCUUCUAUUGGCAGCAUCUUAUGGACAUACCUCAAGCCUGUUCUCCGUGGCAAGAUACUCUACACCCCGGACAAUGCUGCCACAAGAGCUAUCAUUGCAGAGGCAAAUACAACAUUCAAGGACAUGGCAGAAGUAUACCGUGUCGCAAAGCUGUGGGCAGAGGAGACACCAAAUUUGAUGGCUAUGGUUGAUGCUGCUGCUGGAGCUACAGAGUUGAAGGAAGCCUUAGAGAAUGAGUUUGUCCAAGGUCUUCUGGAGUCGACGGUUGGCGUUUCAGCUGACGCUCUCAUCUCUGGUGUUGAGGCUCUACAGGUCGACAACUUUGACCAGUCUCAGCUCAAGUCCCUCCAGAGUGCGGCCGAAGUGAUCGCCAACUACUCCUCCUGCAUUUCUCUAAGCAGGUUUGAGCCCGUGGCCUCAGAAAAAGAACUGGAGGUGGAAGCUUUCCGACUGAGCAAAAGCAAAACCUUCCUCGCAGGCGUUGUGUUCAUAAUGAAUGACGAUGACAAUGAUGGGAACUCGACACGCAGGAAAAGGCAAGCCAGUGGGGAAAUCCCCAAGCACAUCACUUACAAGAUCAGGAUGGACGUGGACAAUGUUAUGGACACCAACUCACUCAAAUCAAAGAUCUGGAAGAUGUCGGCAGAGGACAAUUUUAUAGAAGAUUUACGCUACUUGAGAGGGUUCAUGCACGUCCAAGACAUGCUUGACACGGCCAUCAUCAACGCACACAAGAAUCAAGCCUAUAGAACUCCUGGUAUCAGGCUCAAGCAAAUACCUUUCCCUUGCCAUCACCUUGACAAUUUCAUUUUCCUCCUGGGCUCGUAUUUGAUUCCUGUGAUGAUGACGUUUGUCUUCCUGGGGACCUUGGGAACAGCAACACACAACCUUGUCUAUGACCGGGAGAAUGGACAGGAAGAGACCCUCAAAGUGAUGGGCAUGAUGUCUGGAGUAAACUUCCUAGCCUGGCUACUGACCACCCUGUUUAUCAUGGCUGUGGUCAACGUGAUCCUGUCCAUCAUGCUGUACUACCUGGACAUCUUCAUCUACAGCAACCCUGUCUUUGUCUUUGUAUACCUCAUGGAGUUCUGUCUCAGCUCAGUCAUGUUGCUGUACAUGGUGUCUUCAUUUUUCAACCGCACGACGAUGGCCAUCUUGUUUGUCCUGAUGAUCUACCUGAUCUCUUACCUGCCCUAUAUCCUGGUCAUUGGCCUCGGAGUCACGAUGGAGUUCUGGCAGAAAGUUUUGGCUUGUCUGGCAUCGACAACAGCAUUUAGCUUUGGUUCCAUGACCUUAGCGUACCUGGAGGAGAGUGGCUCCGGAGUCCAGUGGGACAACAUUGACCAAGACGUAAUGCGGGACUUCAAUAUGUCCUUUGCUAUGGUCAUGAUGCUCAUUGACAGUGCCAUCUACUUCCUUGUCGGUUGGUACGUCCGCAACGUCAAACCAGGCAAGUUUGGCGUGUCCUGGCCGUGGUACUUCCCUGUGAUGCCGACGUACUGGAGCAGCUGCUUCAGAAGUAAGGGAAGUGGGGACUCCUCUAACGAAGCUACAGCUGAGACUCUAGGCAGCCUGUUUGAGCCAACACCACAAGACUUCUCCGUGGGGAUCGCCCUACAUGGAAUCAGUAAGAGCUACGGAGGCAAAAAGAAGGCCUUGAAGAACCUCAACAUCAACAUCUACAGAGGUCAGAUCACUUCACUCCUUGGGCAUAAUGGUGCUGCCAAAACAACCACUCUGAAAAUAAUUUGCGGAGUGAUGGAGCCAAGUUCAGGACGAGUCGUUGUGGAUGGCUCAGAGCCAGGCUGUUGCAAGCAGACGUUGGGCGUCUGUCCUCAGCAGAAUGCUCUCUUUGCCUACAUGACAGUAAUGCAGCACAUGAUGUUCUAUGCAGAAAUGAAGGGAUCUAACAAAAAGUCCUGGAAGACGAAAGAUGAAAUUGAAAGGCUUCUGAAGGAUGUUCACAUGUGGGUAAAUCGUAAUACACCUGUCCGUGACUUAUCAUAUGGCAUGAAGAGACGUCUCUGUGUUGCUUUGGCCUUUGUUGGUGGCUCACAGACAGUUGUGCUUGACGAGCCAACAAGUGGUGUUGACCCACACACGCGCAAGAAUAUCUGGAAUCUCAUCACCCGCAACAGAGAAGAUCGUACCAUCCUGCUCUCCACCCACCACUUGGAUGAGGCUGACAUCCUCAGUGACAGAAUCGCUGUGAUGCACACUGGCAAACUGCUCUGUUAUGGUUCUCCUGCCUUCUUGAAGCGAUCACUAGGAGGUGGAUUCAAACUGACUGUUGUGAAAAAGGAAUCAGACAAUUUUGAAAUUGCAGCUGCUGAAAAUUCAUCUGUAAGCAAGUCUGAAGCCAUCACCCGCUACAUUCAGUCUCUCAGCCCGGGAGCCAAGCUGGUGGAGCAGAUUGGACUUGAAAUGACCUUCAACCUACCAAAAGAUGAACAAUCCAUGACAGUUUCUUUCUACCAGUUCUUCAGACAGCUUGAUGAAUGCCAGCAAUCUCUUGGGAUAUCCAACUACGGACUUUCUGAUACCACGCUGGAAGAAGUCUUCCUAGAACUGACCCUGAAAGCAGAUGAUGCCGACGAACCGGGCAUUGUGAACCCUGUCAUGACAUCAAAAGACAGGACUACAGCACUGGAUGCUCAAGAUCUAAGAAUGGAAACAAACAAAGAGUUUCCAAAGGACAAAGUGCUGUUUGGCCCAGCUUUGAGAAUAGGCCAUUCUGGUCCCCAUCGGAACAAAAUGGGCUUUAUUCUAGAAGAUGAACAGGCCUCCUCCACUGACCUGAAGACCCGAAGUACCGGAGCGUCCCUCACAAUGCUGCAGGCAAAGGCAUUGUUUUUGAAGCGUUUCCACCACUACCGUCGCAACUGGCGUCUCUUCCUCACCUGCCUGCUCUUACCAUUGCUUGGCUUCCUCAUUGCCAUAGCCUUCUCCACAAUCCGGCCGGAUGAGAAUGAACUGGAAGCUCUUGUUCUGGACCCAGCAAUCUAUGGACCAAAGAUUUACAACUUUUUCCAGGACAAAGCUCACUCCCCAGAGUCUGAAAGAUACGUCACAACUUUGACAGAUAAGAACUUUGGUGUUGGAACCACUUGCUUGAUGGAAGCUGCUGAAAAAUAUCUGGAACAAUACGACCAGUGUGUAGCUGGCACCCCAUGGUACAACAACACAAUGGAAGUUUACUGGGAAGUCUGCCAAAAUGCUAGGCAGGUGUAUUCAUCCCUGGGCACAUACUUAAGUGUUCCUGAAAAGGUCAUCCCAUCUGACCAGUAUCUACAGGACUUGAAACUGGAAAUUGAACCUUAUAUCAUGUAUACAUUCAAGGAUUACAAGGACAAAAGGUUUGGAGGCUGGACAUUUGAGCAGAGUGCCAGCCCAGGAACACCUACUGUUGAUCCUUACGUGUGGUUCAACUCUAAGGGUUACCACACCAUGCCUUCCUACUUCAACUCCAUGAGCAACAUUGUGUUGCGUGCCCUACUGCCCAGUGGCAAAAAGCCCAAGGAGUAUGGCAUUACAGCAAUAAAUCAUCCUAUGAGAUUUGGCCGCCCUGCUCUCACGAUGAAAUCUUUACAAACUGAUGCUGCUGAUGCUGGAAUUGCUGUGCUGGUUGUUGUUGCCUUCAGCUUCAUCCCUGGUGGCUUCAUCCUUUACCUCAUCAAUGAGCGCACACAGAAACAACGUCAGCUCCAGAACAUCAGCGGGGUUGGAUUCUUCUGCUACUGGAUCGUCUCCUUCAUAUGGGAUAUGUUUGUGUACAGUAUUGCAGUUGGCUUGGCAGUGGUUAUCGUUUGCAUCUUCCAAAUGGAUUCGUACUAUCUAAAGGACAAUCUAGCAGCCUUUGCAGUCAUUCUGCUUUUGUUUGGCUGGUCCAUCAUCCCAUGCACAUACUGCGUGGUGAGACUGUUCUCCAGGGGAAGCACAGCCUAUCUGGUGACCUUCUGCUGCAAUUUGUUCAUCGCGCUCAUCUCUGUCAUUUCCCUGCUGGUCAUGCAGCUGUUCCGUGACUCAAACUCUGUGUGGCAAGCGUACAAGGUGUGCAAGUACCUGUACCUGAUAUUCCCCCAGUACUGCCUGGGUCAGGGACUCAUGGACAUGGUGUCCAGUAUGUUCUUUUACAAACUCUUCCUCAGGUUUGAGGCGGACCGAUACACCAGUCCUUUCUCUCUUGAAGUGAUUGGCUGGCAUCUCAUUGCUCUCGCUAUCCAAGGUGCGGUCUUCUUCAUUGCAGCAAUGGUGAUUGAUGCAAUAACAAGUCCAGCUCUCAGCCUGAACGACAAGCUGUUAAGCAAGUACGAGAUGGAUGAUGCAGAUGUGGCCAGAGAGCGAGAACGUGUCUUACAUGGCUCGAAUAAUGAUGUCCUGGUGGUGGACAGUCUGUCAAAGGUGUACAGGAGAGGUUUCAAGAAGUUCUUGGCUGUGAACAACAUCAGCUUUGGAGUACCAGAAGGCGAGUGCUUUGGUUUGUUGGGUGUGAACGGAGCAGGAAAAACUACAACCUUCCGAAUGUUGACAGGUGACAUCAGAGCUGCUGGGGGAACUGCUAUCCUCAAAGGAAAAACAAUCUCCACAAAAGACCAAAACUUUGGCCAAGACGUUGGCUACUGCCCCCAGGAGGGAGGUUUGGACGAUUACCUGACUGCUGAGGAGAUGCUUCAUUUCCACGCCCGCCUCCGAGGCUUCAGUCCUGAACAAAGUGAAAUUCUUGUGCCUGACCUGAUCGAACGGUUACAGCUGACAGCCUACACCAAGAAAGCUGUGCACACGUACAGCGGCGGAACUAAACGCAAACUGGCUCUUGCUGUCGCGUUGCUUGGCAACCCUCAGAUUUUAUAUCUGGAUGAACCAACAACUGGCAUGGAUGCUGCCACAAGGAGACUAGCAUGGGCGGCCAUCUUGCAAGCCAAUCAGAGAGGCCAGUCUGUUGUCCUCACCUCUCACAGUAUGGAUGAGUGUGACGCCCUUUGCUCAAAGAUUGCCAUCAUGGUCAAUGGCAAUAUCAAGUGCAUUGGCAGCCCACAGCACCUCAAGCACAGGUUUGGAGAUGGGUACACUGUGAUCAUUCAUGUUUCUGACCCGACCAGCCACGAUAUCUCCAAUUUCUUCCAGCAGAAGUUUCCAGGGUCAGUCGUCAAGGCUGCACAUCACAACAGUGUGGAGCUGCGCGUGCCCCAGAACUCGGCUAAGGUGGCAGAUAUCAUAGCUCUGCUCCAAUCAUCGCAGCGAGAUGGGGUCAUUGAGUACUACUCUUUGUCUCAGACAACCCUUGACUCUGUAUUCAUCAGUUUUGCUCAGGAGCAGCGAGACAGUUACAGCGGCAGUUCAUCAAGCAGUGCCAGCACAGACGGUCGCUCAGACACUCCACAUGGAAGUAUUUCGUCGUCCUCUUCACCACCUUCCUCAGACAUUCCCAAAUCCAAGGAAUUGCCUGUAUUCAUUAACCCUCAAUUUGUUCCUGACGAGCCACAGUCCCAGCCACAGCCCCAACCACAUGCGCCUCAACAAAUCUUAUAUAAUCCACAGGCGGGAAACUACUCAUCAAACAUAAUUAUUGGUAGUAGACAAAACACUGAUGCCCCAGAUCAUAUUCAGACUCGGUUAUGAUUUGUCUCAAUGUUGAACAAGUUAAAGUGAUUCCUGUUGGACACAUUGUUUUAUGAAACCAACCAGUGCUUAAGACAUAAAACAAUGCCACUGGUAUGAUGCACAAAAGCGAAAGGAUAAAAUAUAUUUCCUGUCCAAAUUUCGAUGUUGCAAAGGUACACAACAAAAGGUUAUCCUUUGAAAUAAUGUUCCUGUUACUGUUAGUAAAUGACACUAAAUAGGUAGUCUCACAAUCAUUUUCUGGAAACAUUAAGAGAUAAAUGUAUUUUAAAUUUAGCCCUGAGGUUUAGUAAAAUUGAAAGCUGAGAAUUUAAGAUUUUUCACUCACAAUAAGGGGGACUAUAAGUAUUAUGGAAAUAUUAUUUUGAAAUUCAAGUUUUCACUCUUUAUCUAAAGUAGUAUUCACUUUUAUCUGACCUUUGUAUGAAUCUGAAGUUUGAUCCAGUCCUCAGAUAAAAUUUGAUUUUCUAAACCGACUUGUCAGGAGACAUUUCUAGGCAAAUCUUUUGCACAAUGUUCUACACAAUUCAAAGCAAAGCUCUAUAAAUUGCUCUAAAAUGCUGCCAAUUUUUUUUGUAUGUUAGCAAUGUUGACAAAGCUCUCUUAAAACUAUGUUGGCCUUUCAAAACUUACUUAAAGACCAUCCAGUAUUUGAUCUAUACUCUCUAUAUUGCAUUCAAGUUGUAAUCAUGAUCAUGUGAGUUUCUUGUAGCAAUGACAAAGUGUCCUUAACAUGUAUUAUACUAUACUCCGCCUCCUUCCAGGGCCUUUAAAAUUAUAAAUUCACUAAGCUUUUACUACUUAAUUAAGAUCUUUUAAUUGAAAGUGGAUGAAUAUUUGUCUUGCAGGGUGACUUAUGUCUGAAAUGUCAAGGAAGAAAAAGAUGUCACUUUUUAGUUUUAUUAAGAAUUCACACAGCCUGGAAAUACACAUAUAGCUGAAAAAUUUGAAGAAGUUGCAACAUUUUGAAAAAGUCAACUGAUCUUUUCUAAAAUCUUUUUUGCCCUUGGUUGACAGAUUUACGUUGAAAACCUAACAAAAUGCAGAAGGAAAGUAAAUCCAAAGGCAAGUGUAGAGUGAUCAUUAUAAUCAUAAUGAGCUAUUGAUAAGGCACCUUCAGAAACACAUAUAUUGCCUUCAUUCGUUUGUGUGGAAACUAUAUACUUCUUUCAAAAUAUGUUGUACAUACAUUACCAUUGCCCAGUAACCAGUAAUUUAAAAAUAUACUUUUUUUAAAUUGUUGUCCAUAUUGUGAAAUGAAUAUAUAUCAAGUUGGGUUGUGCCUUUAAAUCUAUCUGAAUUAUUAUUACUAUGACAGACAGACAACACGUCAACUGAUAUUACCAGUUUUCUGUUUUGAAAUUUCGUUUUAACAAUAUAUUGACUAUACUGUACAUUUUGUAACUCUUCAGUAGCUUUAAAAUUUCAGAAAGCAUAAAUGUCCCAACAAAAUUUCUGAAAAAUUCAUAGCUGUUCUGGUGGUGAUUUUAUGCUUGUAACGAAAAAGAAAUGAACGUUAUUGUAAUCUUUAAAUCACCCCAACAAAAUUAAUCCUGAUAAAAUUAUCCACAUGACUCUCUUUUGUCAGUGAUGCCUUGACGAGUUUUCAUCCUCAUCCAUAUCUCUGCAUUACUGGUGCUGAUUUUCACUACAUUGGAAAAAAAAACAUGAAAUAACUUAGUAGACACUUAACAUGUAGCAUAUUAUUAUUAACAUAGGCUUUUUGCCCAACAUGACAAAUAUGUUUAUUAAUGCCAUUGUCAUACUUUUGUUUUUCCGAAUGAAUCGCUGAGCGAUGAAAUGCACCGUAGAGCGAUGCGACUUUGGUUUUUUGUUGUUGGUUGUCCCCAAUCCCUUCACCCACAUCGCAGCCUUGUGCUUCUAAACAUUGCGUUUCUUUGCUUUCAUGUACACAGUGCUAUAGUUGCUGUCAAGACAAUGUACUUCUUGUUGCUGCUCAGUAACGAUCAAUGCAAGCUCAGUGGCUUCAGGUAGCCCUGGCCUCCCUCACAACCAAUGGUUUUACUCUAUAAUAUAUAUAUACCAAUACAUAAUUUAUAGAGUUGUGAACAACAAGGUGAUGACAGUUUUUCACUUGUACAGAAUUUAUAUUUCUAUAAUAAAGAAGUUUGAGCAAAUAUUA
Messenger RNA from Aplysia californica (California sea hare), 22374 nucleotides. RefSeq lists its product as uncharacterized. The record is from RefSeq and is a predicted model, not a curated record. Gene Ontology annotation, cellular component: membrane; intracellular membrane-bounded organelle. Gene Ontology annotation, biological process: lipid transport; transmembrane transport. Gene Ontology annotation, molecular function: ATP hydrolysis activity; lipid carrier activity; ABC-type transporter activity. Lineage: Eukaryota; Metazoa; Mollusca; Gastropoda; Aplysiida; Aplysiidae.